AUGGAUCUUAAUCAGCAAAUGGAACAGAUUGCAGCAGAAGCUGUUAAUUUAGCGCAAAAGGAGAGAAGUGAGGAAGAGUUAGAGCAGAAGGAGGCACCCCAAGAGGAGGCACCCCAAGAGGAGGCACCCCAAGAGGAGGCACCCCAAGAGGAGGCACCCCAAGAGGAGGCACCCCAAGAGGAGGCACCCCAAGAGGAGGCACAGGAGGAGGCACAGGAGGAAGUACAGGAGGAAGUACAGGAGGAAGCACAGGAGGAAGCACAGGAGGAAACACCUCAAGAAACAUUCUUGGCUUCCACUCAAAAUACUCCCAUGGAUGAGGAUGAAAUAAUCAGCUCCAUUAAAGCAAAGAAAAUCACCAACGCUGAUGAUCGAUUCAAUACACACAAGAAAUUAAUAAGAAGAGCCAGACCACAUGUCAGCACCGAGACUACCACUAUUGAUGAUCAACCAUCAUAUAGUAAUGACGACCUCGAUCCACAACAAAGGAAACGAUUGGAGUUGGAAGAGAAGAUGUCAGCCGCAAUCAAGGUGAAAUCGAACAGAAGAAGAAAAGCUGAUGAAGAUGAUAUUGAAAGAAUGCAAGAUGAUAAAAUUGACCAUUUGAAAGAGCGAAUGAUCAACGCAGCCAACUUGGAUGUCGAAAAGAAUUCACAAGGACAGAUUGCUACUGAAAAGCUAAAAUUAUUGGACGACGUGUUGAACAUCUUAUCAAGAGCUGAUUUAGCAGAGUCAAUUUUGGACAACAAUUUAUUGGAGGCGGUACGAUUAUGGUUGGAACCAUUGCCUGAUGCCAGCAUGCCAGCGUACCAAAUCCAAAAGGAGCUAAUAAACUCAUUAGAAACAUUGCCCAUCAAAACUGACCAUUUAGUGGCCUCAGGAAUAGGUAAAGUUCUCGUAUUUUACCAAAGAUCAAAAAGGACAGAGCCACUGUUGAAAAAGAUUGUUGACAGAUUGAUAGGUGAUUGGACUAGACCUAUUUUGAACAAAUCAGACUCAUACAAGGACAGAUCUAUACAGUUUGGUGAAUACAACAAGGCAAGAUAUUCCAACAAAUUGUCAUCUGGUAAUAAGCAAACGGCACCAAAGACUCUAUACGAGCAAAAUGCUGAAAGAAGGAAAAGAGCCGCUAUACCAACAGCACGAACUGCUGCUUACAAGAUUGCUCCCAAGGUUGAUCCAAACUUAUUGAUGAGACAAUCAGGAAGAGGACACGAUGAAAGGUUUAAAAAAUUGAAUCAAAAAUUGACCACCAUGGGCACCAAGAGGAAAGUGACAAAGAAAGGUGGUCCAUCAAUUGAAGGUAGAGAUUUGAGCAUUUAA
This is a messenger RNA of Lodderomyces parapsilosis, 1323 nucleotides long. RefSeq lists its product as uncharacterized. Gene Ontology annotation, biological process: poly(A)+ mRNA export from nucleus. NCBI's taxonomy places the organism in Eukaryota, Fungi, Ascomycota, Pichiomycetes, Serinales, Debaryomycetaceae. Gene Ontology annotation, cellular component: nucleus. The record is from RefSeq and is a predicted model, not a curated record. The transcript has a single exon. The coding region runs from base 1 to 1323 and encodes 440 amino acids.